Strongylus vulgaris is the source of this 494-nucleotide messenger RNA. NCBI's taxonomy places the organism in Eukaryota, Metazoa, Nematoda, Chromadorea, Rhabditida, Strongylidae. The record is from the annotation of a GenBank genome assembly.
AUGUACAGAGGUAGUUUCUGCUCUAGCGAACCUUCUGUUGCACAUCCCACCAAUCAGGACGAGAGAGAAGUACCUGGCAUUCCUUCUACAUCGGAUGCGGACAAUGGGGAAGUUUUGGCAACUACACCAACGCUUUCACCAGCAAUUCAAGCAAACUGGACGAGUCAAUUAAAGAACGAUCUCGGAAUUGGUAUCUCAAGCCCCCCACGCCAACAACAGUUCACUUCAGUGCAGUCCCUUACUUCCGCUCCAGCUGGUGUUGAAUUCGUCACAGCAACAGUACCGCCUGGGCUUUCGGAUUAUCACUUUGGAUUCGUAGAUGGACCGCAAAGCACGGAUAUUCCCACUUCCGCUCCUUCAGUUGCUAACGCUUCGAAUGACGUUCUUUUUUCAUCCUCUCGCUCUGCAACAAAUGCCACAGGAGGUGCUGUACCAUCAAAGGUCUCAGAGGUUGGGCUCGUCAUUGUUUUUUUCUUUAAACGUUUUUCGUAAUU